AUGGGCCUCAACGAUCUCGUCACCCUCGCCCGCGAGCGCUUCAGCACCAACGUCUCGGCCUCCAUCAGCAACCUGUCAGCCCAGCAGUGGAUCCGCCUGAUCGCCAUCGCCGGUGCCUACAUGCUGCUCCGGCCGUACCUCAUGAAGAUUGGCGGCAAGAUGCAGAUGCGCCAGCUCGAGGCCGAGCACGACGCUGCCGAGCAGGAGGCCCUCGCCCUGGCGGCCAAGAAGCGCCCAGCCCUCUCGCCCAACGACCUGCGUGGCACGGCUGCCCCCGGCUCCAUGACCGGCCUGCUCGGCCUCGACGGCGACAGCGACAGCGACGAUGACAACGACGACGACAACAACAACGCUCCCGCCACCAGCAGCGGCGCCGACUGGGGCAAGAACGCCCGGAGGCGCCAGCGCAAGAUGGUCCGCCAGCUUCUCAGCGCUCACGAGAAGCAGCUCGCCGAAGCCCAGGCUGACGAGGAGGACAAGGACAUUGCCGAGUUCCUCCAGGACUAG
Messenger RNA from Grosmannia clavigera kw1407, 507 nucleotides. Its product is annotated as duf1531 domain containing protein. Bases 1 to 507 code for a protein of 168 amino acids. Gene Ontology annotation, biological process: protein transport. The transcript has a single exon. The record is from RefSeq and is a predicted model, not a curated record. Lineage: Eukaryota; Fungi; Ascomycota; Sordariomycetes; Ophiostomatales; Ophiostomataceae.